AUGAAAUAUCAUUCUGAAUUACCAACUUUGGACGAAUUUAUGAAUUUCUUGAAAGACAAAUCUGACAUUUUACAAUGUUUGGACGAGUCUCAACAAUCAACUAAAUCCAUAGGCAAUUUAAGUCAUGAUAAACAAAAUUGUAAAUACGGCAAAUGUACAAUAUGCAAAAGGAAGCACAAUACACUGAUUCACAAACAAUAUAAUGUAGUACCCCCGGCAAAUAAUCCUUCUAAUGAACCAACAACUUCGAUGAAUGUAGUUGUAAACCACAAUAAUUCAAACACGAUUUUAAAAGCGGAAACUUUCGCCAAUUCACUGUUAUCUACCGUCUCAUGUCAAAUUAAAGACAACCAAGGCAAUUUUCAUCAAAUAAGAGCACUGCUGGAUUGUGGAGCUCAAUCCAAUAUAAUAACUGAAAGAAGAAACGAAUAUUACAACACAUUAAAGAUACCGGAACAUGUUCAAUUAUCUGAUCCCAGUUUUGGAUGUCUACAAGAAGUCGAUUUAUUGUUGGGCGCCAAUAUAUUUUGGGAUUUGUUAUUAAACGAAAAAAUAAAAUUGGGAAAUAAUAUGUUAGUUAACACUGUAUUUGGAUGGAUAGUAACAGGUGCGCUUCCAAUUGAUAAUAAUAAAACAAUCAUGUGUAACCUUUCAAGUCAUAUUCCUGAAUAUGACCAGUUGAAGAAAUUCUGGGAAAUUGAAGAAAUAAAAGGUAGUAAUCAAUUUUUAUCUCAAGACGAUAUUGUGUGUGAGUCUUUAUUUAACGGAAAUACUUUCCGCAUAGAAAACGGUCAGUUUGUAGUAAAAUUCCCGUUAAAACAAUCCCCAGAACUAUUGGGCAGGUCUAAACCCGAAGCAAUUAGAAGAUUUAAGACAUUAGAAAAACGGUUCACGGAUGUUCAAUUUAAACAAUUAUACACCGAUUUUAUUCAAGAAUAUGAAACUUUAGGUCAUAUGACUAAAUUAACUAUUGAACCCGAUGGAAUUAAAUACUUUUUACCACAUCAUGGUAUUUUAAAAGAAAUGAGUACGACAACUCGUUUACGCGUAGUUUUUGAUGGAAGCUUUUCCGCAGACAUAUCAAAAAUGUAUCGUCAAAUUCUCAUAGAUCGAGAGCAUAGACCUUUACAACAGAUACUAUGGCGUGAUAACCCCAAAAGUAACUUUUGCACUUAUCACUUGAAUACAGUUACAUAUGGAACUCGAUCAGCUCCAUAUCUGGCUAUCAAGUGUAUUAAGACGCUAGCGGAACACAAUAUGAAUCAAUACCCCAAAGCCUGUGAAACAAUACUAAAGGACAUGUACGUGGACGAUUUGUUGACCGGUUCUAACGAUUUAAUAGAAUUACAAAAAUUAUGCAAAGACAUAUAUGAUUUCUUAUCAUCCGCUAAUUUCAUUUUAAGAAAGUGGAUUUCUAAUAAUUUUCAAGUAGUUUGUGGCUUCAAAGAUAACAAUAUCUCAAAUGCAAUUUUAGAUAUAGGUGAUAAAGAAAGUUGUAAAACUUUGGGAAUCCAAUGGGACAAUAGAAAUGACAUUCUAAAAUAUACAAUUAAACAAUUUACCCAUCGAAACACAAUUACUAAACGUCACAUUCUUUCAAUUUUUGCUCAAAUUUACGAUCCUUUAGGGUUAUUGAGCCUUUCAAUAGUUAUUGCAAAAUUAAUAAUACAGAAAUUAUGGUCCCUACACAUUAGAUGGGAUGAGCCUAUUCCACAAGAUAUAGAACAAACUUGGUAUCGAUUUCAGAAUGAACUUGGCAGUUUAAAUCAAUUAUCUAUUCCUAGAAAUGCUAUUUAUUUAAACUAUGUACUUACAGAUGUCCAUUGCUUCUGCGAUGCAACGAGAGAUGCAUAUUCAUGUUGCAUAUACUUACGUAGUGUUGACGAUAGCUGA
Molecule: messenger RNA, 1893 nt
Organism: Diorhabda sublineata
Lineage: Eukaryota; Metazoa; Arthropoda; Insecta; Coleoptera; Chrysomelidae
Exons: 4
Coding region: 1-1893 (630 amino acids)
Source: RefSeq, a predicted model, not a curated record